AUCAGCUUUUAAUUUAUGUUGUUCAGGGGAUUUCUGCACUUCUUCAAGGCAUUCCACUUUGUGGUGGUUCUAUUGUGUUCUCUUUUCACCCUCAUAACAUAUGAGGUAUCUCUUAGUAAUGGAGCACGGAAUCAGAUGGAAUUUGAAGCAUGCCGGUCCUACAAAGGCAAUUCUGAUGAAAAUUUUCCAGAUUUAUUUGAUGAUCAUAGUAAGUCAAUUGAAUCAAAACAAUUGGGACAGCAACAUGGUAUGGACAAUGUAUGUCCUCAUUCGAAUUCAUUCUGUUUCCCAUCAACAUUGGCUGGGUUUUUAUGUGAAAAAAAUGAUGCAGAAUUUGAAGUAUUAGAUGCUUCUAGGGUUUACACCGAUGUUAGAUUAUCUGCUGGACUGAACCAAGUGAAAAAUAUCCUCAGUCAGUCAUCAGACAGUGGCACAUUCAGGUUAUUGGGUGGAAGGACUGUUUCGUGUUCUUUGUACCACCAAGAGAGUUAUAAUGAAUUGCCAUGUCUUAACUCUUGGAAUGAUCAAGAAAAUGAUGUCACUUCUCGUAUAAACCAAUUACUUGCCCACGAAACCCGAAAUUUGAAAUUGACUGGGAAUAUUGAAACAGUCAAAUCUGGCUUUUUGGACAGCUUUUCAACACCACAUGUGGAAAUUAAACCUUCUCUGCUGGACUGGGGACAGAAGUACUUGUAUUUUCCUUCCUUAGCUUUUUUAACAGUGAAGAACAUUGGCAGAGACAACAUUUUGAAUGUCUACGAGCCUUAUAGUAGCAACUCACAGUUUUAUUCGUGCAAUGUUAGUGAAAUUUUGCUGUCUCCUGGGGAAGUUGCAUCAGUGUGUUUCGUUUUUUUGCCAACAAAGUUAGGUUCGUCCUCAACGCAAUUAGUUUUGCAGACAAGCUUUGGUGGUUUCUUGAUUCCAGCUAUAGGGUUUGCUGUUGAGUCCCCUUAUGGUGUAAAGCCUUUAAUUGGUCUUGGUCUUUCCUCCAGCGGAAGGUGGAGAAAGAAUUUGUCUUUGUUUAAUCCUUUUGAUGAAGCCCUCUAUGUGGAGGAAGUAGCUGCUUGGCUAUCAAUUUCUUCUGGAAAUACUUCCCGCUCGUCAAAAGCAAUAUGUAGAAGUAUUGAAGAAUCUAGUGAGAACCAUAUGCUGAGUGCUAAAGAAUGGUUGGAUGCUGAAAAUGGUGAAGUUGGUCUACCACAAAUUGCCAUGAGGCCACAUAAAAAUUGGGAGAUUCGCCCUCAAAAAACAGAGACUAUUAUGGAGUUAGAUCUGUCGUUCCAUUUUGAAGGAAAAGUUUUUGGUGCAAUCUGUAUGCAGUUACUGAGAUCUUCAAAAAAUAAGACCGAUACAAUAAUUGUUCCUCUUGAAGCACAACUGAAUGUGAAUUCAGGUUAUGGUGAACCUAUUCGUCCUGUUUCAGUAGCUCUGGAAGCCAUAAUGCCAUGUCUUGUUUUGCUUUCAGUGAGAAAUGAUUCUCCUUAUGUACUGAGUGUUACUAAAGUCACCGAAGUCGGGGAAAAUACUGCCAAUUUUCAUAUUAAAUACAUGGAAGGUCUUGUACUUUUUCCUGAUACUGUUACACAAGUUGCUGUUAUUGUUUACAGUCCCUUAGAAACUCCCAAAGUAAACAUGAACUGCAAAUUGGUCAUACUAAUAAAUGACACAAGUUCUCAGAUUGAAAUUCCCUGUGAAGAUGUAAUCAAUAUUGGUCCACAACAUGAACUAUAUUCUUCUAUUGAAUAUAGACAGCAGUCCAGAGAUGUAGAACAUAACAAUGCGCAUAUGUCUUUAAGCAGCAGCAUGCAGCUUCCAUCAGAGAUGAAGGCAGUGGAUGCAAGAGAAGCAGAGGAGCUGGUACUCAGAAACUGGAAGUCUCAUGCGGCCACAAAUUUCAUGUCUGUUCUUGAUGAAAAUGAAGUACUUUUCCCUAUGGUUCAAGUUGGAAGUCAUUGGUCUCAGUGGAUAUCUGUCAAGAACCCAAGCCAAGAAUCGAUUGUGAUGCAGCUUGUUCUUAAUUCUGGAGAAAUUAUUGAUGAGUGCAGGACAUCUGACACUCUUCUGCAACUGUCUUCAUCCAAUAGUUUGGUGGGUAAUAAAUCAAUUGCUCAUACAAGGUAUGGUUUCUCAAUAGCAGAGAGUGCAGUGACAGAAGCUUUUGUUCAUCCUUAUGGCAAAGCGUCCAUUGGCCCAAUUCUCUUUCGUCCCUCUAAUCGAUGUGAUUGGAAAAGUUCAGUUCUGAUAAGGAACAAUCUCUCUGGUGUGGAGUGGCUAUCUUUGCGUGGAUUUGGGGGGUUAGUUUCCUUGGUCUUGUUUGAGGAGGCUAUUCCUGUGCAAGGUUUAGAAUUUAAGUUAAACUUGCCAACUCCACUUAGUUUUUUGUCUCCAGACAUGUCACAUUACAUGGAAGAAAAAAGUCUCGACUGCUCCGUGCCUUUGAUAAAAGAGCUGUACGCAAAGAACACAGGAGACCUUCCUUUAGAGGUAAAGCGAAUUGAAGUUUCUGGAGCUAAAUGUGGUAUGGAUGGUUUUCUAGUAAAUACUUGUAAGGGUUUUUCUCUUCUGCCUGGGGAAUCUAUAAAGCUUAAGAUAUCAUAUCAGACUGAUUUCUCUACAGCUACAAUACAGAGGGAUCUUCAACUGGUUCUGGCAUCAGGGAUUUUUGUGAUUCCUAUGAAAGCUUGUAUUCCCAUGUCUGUGCUCAACUUCUGCAAAAGAUCUACAUUCUGGAUUCGAGUUAAGAGAUCCAUGGUUGCGAUUCUUUUUUCCAUUUUCAUAUUGUUACUGCUGCUCUGUUUCUUGUUUCCCCACGUAAUGGCCUUUGGCUUUCAAGAAUACUUGUUUAAGAGUGGGAAAAGCUCCAUCUCCACUGUGAGCUUUGCAGAAAAAUGUUCUAAUGUGCAUCACAAUCCCAAAAACCAUAGCAAGUAUCCCAUAUCCCCAAAAAUGAGUGGCUUGAUUAGUUCAAAUGGGAAAGAGGAUACCUUGCUAGAAUCUGAUGGUCAAGCUGGUGCUCGGAAACAUGUAAAUCUAUCCAUGGGAUAUCAAAAGCAACACAACACUCAGUUGAAUACUCAACAAGAAGCCAUAUCAUCACACUCUUCACUUUCAAAACCUGUAUCAGUUGAAUCCCCUGAUAUUCAAGAUGCAUCAAAAGCUAGAAUACUGACAGUUAAAAUUGGAAAGGGGAAGGGAAGAAGGCGACGGAAGAAUAAGAGUUCCAAUACAGCACUAAGUGGACUUUUUGAAGUUUCAAGCAGUCAGAGUGGAAAUUCUACACCGACCUCACCCUUUUCACCUGUCACAUCUGUGGAAGCCAAACAUACAUUCACCCAGGUAGCUGAUCAGCAAUGUGAUAAAAGCACAUUUACAGAACCUCGCUUAAAGGUAAAUGCACUGGGGCCUGAUCUUUCUUUGAAUCUUAGCAACAGUAACUGGCUCUUUUGUGCUCAAGAGAAGCCAAGUUUAGCAAGAAAAGUGGCUGGCAGAGCUGUUUUGUUGCCUUCUGCAACCUUUCCUAUUGCUGGAAGGGCUUCCCCACAUUUGACACGUCAAUCUCCCAUUUUGGCUUCGACAUCUACAAUUGCUUCACAUGCGCGGGCUCCUGGUUCCAAACUUCAUGAUAAAAAACCGGAUAAAGUUGAGCAGAAGAUUGGAAUUGAGGAAAAUUAUACUUACGAUAUAUGGGGAGAUCAUCUUUUUGGACUUCCUUUGACUGGCAGGUCAAAGGAGGACUCUAGUAUGUCACCUCAUGCCACAGAGAGCAGCUCCGAGAGCUUCUUUAUGAGUGGCCCCCAAACCCUGAUAACAAACUCUCAACUACAACCUGAGUCAUGUAGAUAGGAGAAGAGAGUGCCGGUGGUGCCAGUCGACGCACAUUCAGAAAUAGCCAGCAAAUGAGGAAAAGUGAAAGCACAACAUUGAUUCCUAAAUUGGGAUUUUGAGGGGACCAUCUUCGUUUCUUCCCCACAGAAGCUGGCAAAGACAAAAUUGCAGGUUCGAAAAUGAUAUGACUAUCCUCACAAAAGGAUGAACUCUCAAUCAUUUAUUCUUGUUGUCUCAGUGCAUACGUGUGUGGCCAUUUUCUCUUAUCCUAUUCUUUGGCUUCUAGAAUUACAUAGGUAAAAACUGUGUAACAACAAUAUGACAGCAAAUGACAGGGACUGUUCUAUUUGUGGUCUCAUCUUUACGGGACCUUAAUGACACAACAUUGAUGUCACACACUUCUUGAAAGUGGAAUUCGCGAAAAACCAAUGUGGGCGUACUCCUGGAACCAUCUUUCCGGUGGCUCAUCCAAAGAACGAGUAUUGAUAUUCAAUUAUAUUUGAGUAAACAACUUUCCAUUGUAAAAAGAAAUAGUCACUAGUACUCUGCUUCUCUCGCUCAUGGGUUGGUUGCGAUAUAUAAACUCGGAUUUUCCCAGGACAAUCAUUUUUCUCCGAUACAUGAGCUGGCUAAGACAAAUGGCAGCGUCGAAAAUGAUAGGAUAAUUAAUUGGCUUCUGAAUUGCAAAGAGUAACAUGUUUUUGUCUCCAAUGUUAAUUAAAAUCACAAUGUCACAGCAAAUGUGGACAGGGAUCGGUUUAUCUAUGGUCCCUAAUAACGAAAUUGAUAUUAGAAGAGGAAAUUGCGGAAAAUUAAUGGCUUUGUACCAAGCACUACAAUGUGAUAGAGGGUGUCAUGAUCAUUUGAGAAGUACGUGGUGAUGAGUUGGGAUUUGAAUUGUCAUUGCACGUGUUUGUGUUAAGAGGUAUGUAGUACUUCUGACAAGUUGGUGAGCUUUGAGGUUAAGCAGUUUUCUUAUAUUUUGAAGUUAGUUGGCAAGAUUAUUCAAUGUUUGAGACUUCCUCUACAAGGUUCGACCGAAAUGAAAAUUGAGAAUUUUGUGGUUAAAAAAAUGUCGAAUCUCAGUUGAAUCAUAUUUUAUCAGGACUCGUCGACGUAAGUUCCUUGGCUUGCAAGCGUGAGAAGGGCAAACGAUCAAGGGCGAGGGA
Messenger RNA from Olea europaea var. sylvestris, 4994 nucleotides. RefSeq lists its product as uncharacterized. Gene Ontology annotation, cellular component: membrane. NCBI's taxonomy places the organism in Eukaryota, Viridiplantae, Streptophyta, Magnoliopsida, Lamiales, Oleaceae. The transcript is spliced from 3 exons. Bases 16 to 3843 code for a protein of 1275 amino acids. The record is from RefSeq and is a predicted model, not a curated record.